Molecule: messenger RNA, 1110 nt
Organism: Orussus abietinus
Lineage: Eukaryota; Metazoa; Arthropoda; Insecta; Hymenoptera; Orussidae
Gene: Cisd2
Product: CDGSH iron-sulfur domain-containing protein 2 homolog
Exons: 5
Coding region: 87-482 (131 amino acids)
Biological process (GO): regulation of autophagy
Cellular component (GO): intracellular membrane-bounded organelle; mitochondrial outer membrane
Molecular function (GO): 2 iron, 2 sulfur cluster binding
Source: RefSeq, a predicted model, not a curated record
AAGGUACACACGACACCGAAGUCGGUUAAACGUGGGCGUAUCGAGUACGAACAAGUACGAACGAUCGGUAGUAGUACUUGGCAAAUAUGGAAUCUGUCUCGCACCUCGUGAAAGUAUCCGUGCCGAAUUACUUGGCAGGAUUACCGAUACCCGAUUCGAUAGGAGGAUGGUUUCGACUGGGACUGAGGGAUUGGAUUUCAUUAGUUCCUCCUACAGCAUUGGUAGCUGGAAUCGGUUAUAUGUCCUACAGAUCGUUCUGUCCCCUGGGUAGACCUGCUCCAAGCACAAAAAUUAAUCCCAAGAUUAAGAAGGAUGUCAAUAAGGUCGUAGACACCCUUGACGUGGAGAAUAUAACAGAAAAGGUCGCAUUCUGUCGGUGCUGGAGAAGCGAAAAUUGGCCCUACUGCGAUGGUGCUCAUGGAAAGCAUAAUCAAGAAACGGGAGAUAAUGUAGGACCAGUCGUCGUAACCAAAAAUAAAUGAAUAAAAAUUGCGUUUCCUUUGGUUGUGUAAUACGAAGAACUUGAACUUGCCUUGUUGGAGCCUUAGAGUUGGAGGGAAUCUAUUACGUAUGUGUUGAAUUUUAUUAUUACAUUUGUAUGGGAAUGUGGACUCGGAUGCCAAUUGAGAAUAAUUUACUGUCUCGAACAGGAGAACUUGAUAUUAAAAUAAUAAGCGUCUGUUUUAAUAUAUUGGGUAGAAUAUUUUAUGAAUAGCAAUAUAGAUAAUAAAGAAUAUUUCGGUUACAAAAAUAACCUAGCAUUUUAUUGUUUCAAGUAUGUACACUGCUUUGCUCCGUAUAAUAGAAAGGCAUUAUGAAUGUACAUUAACACGAGUUUCUACUAAUUUCCUUAAGUGAUUACAAAGGUACAAGUUUCCUUUCUUGGCUAUUAUAAGCGAAGUAUUUUGAUUCAGUAAGGCAUGUAAUGAUAAAUUUACGAGAAGGCACUAAUUAUGUUCUGAUAACAUUAAUUCGAUUCUGAUGCACGGUCUUAUUACUACCAUAUAAUACCACUUGCACAAUACAGUCGCACUUAUAUUAUACUAUACAAGUAAAUCUUAAUGACAGAGUCAGUCAGCUCUUAAUAAAGAAGUGAGUCGCUUAACGCAA